CUUUAAUUAAUUGUCAAUGUGUAAAUUUUAAACUUGGACAUCCUCAUUUCAUGUCUUUUGCUUGUUUCUGCUUUAAAUUUGAGAUCGUUACAAGCUUUUGAGGCAUAAUUUACAGAAGAAGAGCAUGGAAUGUAUGUUAGUUAGGGGAAGUUUUUAUGUGUAUCAGAUCUCUUUUAACCUCCCAUCUGUAGCUUUAUUCCUUGAAAACCCAUGUUUAUUGUUUUGGAUGAUUCUUUUAACCUCCCAUCAGGCCACCUUUAAAGUAGUUGAUUUGGAUGAUUAUGCGGCAGAUGAUGAGGAAUAUGAGGAGAAGUCGAAGAAAGAGAGUUUGGCAUUUUUCUUUUUAGCUACAUAUGAAAAUGGUGAGCCAACGGACAAUGCUGCAAGGUUCUAUAAAUGGGUAAAGAGAGAGGGGAAUGGCUUCAGAAUCUUACUUAUGGAGUGUUUGGCCUUGGCAAUAGACAAUGUUGCUAAUUGGCUAAGAAGUUUGAAUUUGUAUGUUGUUGGGAAACAGAUAGCAAAUGAGGUGGACGAGCACCUUGCUGAGCAAGCAACAGGUAGGUUGGUCCGAUGGCAAUGGAGGCUGAAUUUGGAAUUUCUACUCCACGAAACCCUUCUCAGGGGUGGUGGUGGUGACUUGUGCACUCAUUGUUUCAGUGCCUGGGAAAAAAAGAAAGACAAAACUAGAAACGGUAGGAGUUCAGCAAAAAGGAAGUCUUGUUCGAUAUGGAUUUUUAACAUCAGCUAGUUCAGGUAAUGAAUUUUUUUAGAACUAAAUUUUUUUUAAAUUCUUUUUUAAAAUUUUUCAUACCUGUUUGAGAUCUAUAUAUAUAAGUGUGAAUGAGUGAGUGUGUUUUCUCUGAAAGUUUUAAGUUGUAUUAUUGGUCUGUCAUAAGUUGGGUGACCAUACAAGAACAAAAAGGUUCUCAUCCAAUUCCCAUUUGUAGCAUUGCUCUGUUUUUGUUGAUGUGCAGAGCAUUAUGAAACUCCGCUUACAUCGUGUUGGGUCACCAUACUGUUUUUGUAUUAUUGGACUAUCGUAUUCUCUUUUUUCUUUUUUGUCUCUUUUUGUAGAUUUUAAUUUUUGGUGGUGGCAAAAUAAGACACACUCAUAGUCAGUAGCAGAACUUCAUAUAAUUGGAUUAGAAUUAUAUGACAUAAUUGCUUCUUUUUAUUUUAUUUUUAUUUUUUUAUAUCAUAAUAAUGUGCUAGGCUUUAGAAGCUUAGGUUGCUGUUAGAGAGGAGCUGUAUUAAGAUGUUACACCAACAACUCAGUUCCUACCCUUUUAGCAGUAAGUUUGUAGUUGUGAGAGGGUGGUGACCACCUUCUUUGGUUUGAAGCUUUCCAUUGUUUUUGUCAAAUAUUAUCAUUGUAUGUGGUUAGUAGUUUUUUUUUGGUGAAUAUGUGGUUAGUAGUUGCUGAUUGAAUAGAAUUGAAAGUGCAGAACAUAUGCGGAAAUGAUGUACCUUUGAGCAGUUACAAUGGGAAAUGAGCAAUUACAAUGGGAGGUUGUUCUGAUUAUGAAUGUUGCUUCAAAAUGGCAAGUGACUUUAUAUAUCCUAGUUAGUCAAAUCUAUUAUAUUUACAUGGUUAAUUUGCCUCCUCUUCUUCUUCUUCUUCUUCUUCUUCUUCUUUUUCUUAUUCUCUCUUUUCUUUUGAUAAUCAUUCAUACGUAAAAAAUUUUUUUUUUUUUGUUUUUGUUUUUGUCCUUGCUGUUAAUUACUUUAUUGAUCUUUGGGCCAUAUUCUUCUUCUUUUAUUUCCCUAGGAAUAUUCAGAGCUCUUUGGAUUUAUUCAUAAUGCUACUUCUUUCUUGAAACCUACUUUGUUGCUUGGCAUAUGACUUCUUGUUUAUUGUUUGUUUGAGUUUACAAAGAUAAUAUAGACUACAAAGUUCUUUUAAUCAUAUUCAAGUUGUUCAAUUCAAACUAACAUAAACGUAAUUCUUGAAAAUAUUCUAUUGAUGAUAAAAUAAAGCUGAUAUAUAAGGCAAGUAUGCAAAUACAGAUUUGUAUAUAUAUAUAUGCAGUGAUAAGGUGUGAAGAAGAAGAAGAAGAAGAAGAGACCUGACGGAUGGAAUUGGCGGUGGAGAUUCGAUCAGGAGAAGCGAGGUCUAUGAUGGGAAGUUGUAGAGCUUUCGCCAUUUCUUCCCCUGCAAAUUUGUAUUCAAAUCGAAUUUGAUACAGUUUGUCUUAGACCAUCUACAACAUGUAUUCUUGUUUUCCAAUAAAAUAAGUCAAGUUGCCAAUCUUGACAUUAUACCCAUAUACCCAUAAUGGACAAUGAUGGCUCAGGAACAAAAGAGCCGAAAACAAUCCAAAAGCAAUGCACUGUAUUACAUAUUAUAUUAA
Molecule: messenger RNA, 2351 nt
Organism: Camellia sinensis
Lineage: Eukaryota; Viridiplantae; Streptophyta; Magnoliopsida; Ericales; Theaceae
Source: RefSeq, a predicted model, not a curated record